UUCCACUUUCAGUUAGUGUGGCAAGUGUGACAAUAUCUUGUUGCGCUAUUAACAAAUUCAGCAGAGAAACUUUUUUGCUGGCUUCGAUUUCAGUUAUUUUGAGCUUAGUUUUUUUUUCGUUUUUGGACUUGGAAAAACAAUUUCCACCAUGCACAAGCUAUACAUUGGGAAUCUAGGCGAAAGCGUGACUGCCGAGGACUUAGGAAAAACCUUUGACGACCACAAGAUCCCAUACUCCGGACAGUUUCUAAUGAAAACCGGCUAUGCGUUUGUGGAUUGUCCGGACGAUCACUGGGCCAUGAAGGCUAUCGAGACGUUUUCUGGUAAAGUGGAACUUCAGGGGAAACGUAUUGAGGUCGAGCACUCCGUCCCCAAGAAGCAAAGGACCAGGAAGCUGCAGAUCAGAAACAUUCCACCUCACCUGCAGUGGGAGGUGCUGGAUGGUCUGUUGGCCCAGUGUGGAACCGUAGAGAACUGUGAACAAGUGAAUACAGACAGCGAGACUGCCGUGGUUAAUGUUACAUAUGCAUCCCGGGAGCAUGCCAGGCAAGCCAUCCAGAAGCUGAAUGGAUACCAGUUUGAGAACAACGCUCUGCGUGUCUCCUACAUCCCUGAUGAAACCUCAGAGCUGGAGGGAGGCCAGCGGGGGCCUGAUAAUGGCCGGCGCCCUGGUUACGGGCCCCGUGGCGGGCCUCGCGGCGGGUCCCCGAGCUCUGGGAUGCCCUGCAAACCUCAGCAUGCCGACAUCCCUCUGAGACUGCUGGUACCCACACAGUAUGUGGGAGCCAUCAUCGGCAAGGAGGGAGCUACUAUCCGCAACAUCACCAAGCAGACACAGAGCAAGAUUGACGUGCACCGCAAGGAGAAUGCAGGUGCUGCUGAGAAGCCGAUCAGCAUCCACUCCACCCCUGAGGGUUGCUCCGCCGCGUGCCGCAUGAUCCUGGACAUCAUGCACCAGGAGGCUAAAGACACCAAGACUGCUGAUGAGGUUCCUCUGAAGAUUCUGGCUCACAACAACUUUGUAGGACGCCUGAUUGGAAAGGAGGGACGAAAUCUGAAAAAAGUCGAGCAGGACACAGACACCAAGAUCACCAUCUCCCCUCUUCAGGACCUGACACUGUACAAUCCAGAGAGAACCAUCACACUCAAAGGCUCUAUUGAAGCCUGCUGUCUGGCCGAGGUGGAGGUCAUGAAGAAGAUCAGAGAGGCCUAUGAGAACGACAUUGCUGCUAUGAAUCAACAGACCCACCUGAUCCCUGGACUGAACCUGGGUGCUCUGGGCCUCUUCCCUUCUUCCUCCAACAUGCCCCCCCCACCGCCUGGAAACGCUGUCUCUGGUGCCCCUUACGGUUGCUUCGGGGCUCCAGAGCAGGAGACAGUCCACGUGUACAUCCCAGCGCAAGCAGUGGGAGCCAUCAUUGGAAAGAAGGGACAGCACAUCAAACAGCUGAGCCGCUUCGCUGGGGCCUCCAUUAAGAUCGCCCCAGCUGAAUCUCCAGACUCUAAAAUGAGGAUGGUGAUUGUGACAGGACCCCCUGAGGCUCAGUUUAAGGCUCAGGGCAGAAUCUACGGCAAACUGAAAGAGGAGAACUUUUUUGGUCCAAAGGAGGAGGUCAAACUGGAGACUCACAUCAAGAUGGCUGCCGCCGCUGCAGGAAGGGUCAUUGGCAAGGGAGGCAAGACGGUGAAUGAGCUUCAGAACCUGACAGCAGCAGAGGUGGUGGUCCCCAGAGAACAGACGCCUGAUGAAAACGACCAAGUCAUUGUCAAGAUCAAUGGACAUUUCUACGCCAGCCAGCUGGCUCAGAGGAAGAUCCGGGACAUCCUGACCCAGGUCAAACAGCCACAGAAAGGCGGGACGGGCUCCUGUCCUCAACCCCAGGGCUUCACAGAGAUGGGCAGCCCUACACAGGGACUGAGUCAGGACCACCAGCCGCGCAGGAAGUGAGGGCCCCCGCACCAUACUCACACACUGUGGGGCGCCCCCCCGCCUGACGGACAGACAGACAGACACAUGCACGGACGGAUAGACAGACGGACGGACGGAUACAGGAGAGCGACACACGGACCCAGCGAUAGACAGGGAGAGAUAUAAAGAGGGAGGGAGUACGCCCGAUAGCCAGAGAGAUAGAUUGGCGUUUAAAGAGAAAGAGAAGAUGAAUCAAAUCAAAAGUUGAAAUGAAUA
Thunnus maccoyii (southern bluefin tuna) is the source of this 2185-nucleotide messenger RNA. RefSeq names its product insulin-like growth factor 2 mRNA binding protein 1 (gene igf2bp1). Gene Ontology annotation, biological process: regulation of gene expression; nervous system development. Gene Ontology annotation, molecular function: mRNA 3'-UTR binding. The coding region runs from base 149 to 1948 and encodes 599 amino acids. Gene Ontology annotation, cellular component: cytosol; cytoplasm; nucleus. The record is from RefSeq and is a predicted model, not a curated record. NCBI's taxonomy places the organism in Eukaryota, Metazoa, Chordata, Actinopteri, Scombriformes, Scombridae. The transcript is spliced from 15 exons.